CUCUUCAUUAUUCAAAUAUUCGCAUUUUGGGAAACACGACAAACAUAUAUCCGAUAUUAUUAUGAACGAUCACAUGUUAGCGAAAAAAUCCGAGAAAAAUAACCCCUUGAUAAUAAUCUCAUUUGUUGUGGGUUUGAUAACUGGCUGCUUGUUGGCCUUCCUAUUGACACUUACCCAAGUAUCAUCUCAUCGUAAUAUGAGCAGUAUCGAUGAUAAUAAUGGAAUGGUGUACAAAUUACAAAAAAAAUUACAACCCAACGCCAUAUACGAAAACUAUUUUGCUCAAGCUCCAUCUGAAAAUUACAGCGCUCCGGUAACACUACCAAGUGAUGAUGCUUUAAAAGAAGGAAGUUCAGUUAACGAGCCAACAAAUUCUGGAGAUAAUUAUAACAAAUUAAUAGUCGAUUCCGCUGACAACGAAUACGGUAGUAAUCAAGAAUAUUCUGCCGAUCAGCUUUUUUCGGAAACAAUCUCGGAUUACAUUGAACCUGAUUAUACAUAUGAUUUUCACUUGAAUGUAUUACAGAUGCGCAAGAGAGACUUGAAGAACUUCGCCAACAAAAUGAAUAAUAACGAUAAUAAAGGAGAUAAUAACGAAGAGUUAGAUCUAAAUCCUGAAAUAACUUUUGGCGAAUCUAAGAUGUUAAGAAUUCCCAGAGCAAGCAGAAAACGAGGUGGAGUUGAAGAUUCCGAAGAUCCCCGUCCACCUACCAAUUCUAGGAUGGGAAACAUAGACCAGUCCAUAAGUAACAGCAUAUCCAGGAGAAGGCGGAAGAAAAGAAAUUUGACCGAUCGCCGGAAUAAAAUGUCGAAAGACACCCAAAAAGAAAUGAAUAAUAGGGAUGAUGAAGAGUUAAACUCGAAUGAUGAACUAAUAUUUAAUGCAUCUAAAAUGAGGAACCCCAGAGCAAGCAGAAAGCGAGGCGGAGUAGAACAAUAUGAAGAGCUUCCGCCUACAAAUUCAAGGACGGGAAACAUAGACCAGUCUAUAAGUAAUUCUAUAUCUAAGAAAAGACGGAAGAAAAGAGAAAUUACCCAAUUUGUAAGAAUGGAAAACUUAGAUGCACCGAACGCAUUACCGCCAGCCCAUUUAACCAUGUACGUAGAAAUCCAAAGUGGAGAUGGAUCACAUAGUCGGAAAAGGAGGGAUUUGCCAGCUAAGAUAUUAGCGCAUUCAAGGAAUAUCGAACGUAUCCUAGUAGAUGAUAACAUACAUAACACAAAAAAAGGUGGCAACGAGAAAACACAGAAAAAAUCCAAAAAGGACUGGAAAUUCACUGAGAAUAAUCAAAAUGACAAUAUCAUUAAAAACGAUAUAUUAAAUGUCGCCAUUAAAAGGGGGCUAAAACCAAGGGCCAGAAAUCCUAGAAAUUCUUCGAAAGGUGGCUUCAUACGGAGGAAGAAGGAUAUGAAACACAACUACAAGAAAAUGAAAAUCGAACUUGCUAGCAUUAAAAAUAUGAGGAAAGAAGGUGGUGACUUGAAAAAACCAAUCAGACGAGGAGCGAAAGGUGUCAAGGGCAGAUCUCUCUAUGGCUUGGCUAUAGACCUUUCACGAAAGGGUGACGAUAAUUUUUACGGAUUCCGUUCCUUGCUCAAGAAUCGUUAUAAAUACGGCCUGCCUAGAUCCCGCGUUUCUAUCCCUAAAUUUAGCCAACCACAAGAACGUUCAUCCCUUGAGGGAGUCGACAUUGGUAAUGUAACGGCAGGCUUGAACAGAACCGAAGGUUUGAAGAAUCCUUUGGAAAAUAAGUCAAAUAUUAGUUAUACAAGUCCGAUGAUCGACACAAAGGAAGAAGAUUAUUCUACGGUGACACAGACUAGAGAUGAGCAUAAAGAGACUCUCUUUGCACAAGGCUCAACUAUACUUCACAAACUAGCCACACAAAUAACUACGAAAGGACGAGAUAGCGUAAAUAACCUGGGUAUCUUAAGUGAAAUUCCUAUAACCGGCUUUGGCAGUAAAAAUACACAGAAGUCGACCGAGAGUCCAACGAGCUCCUCGAAACUAUUAUCAACUACUAUCAUAAUAAAAAAUUUGGAAACCGAACAAGAAGAUAUCCCUUAUACAAGUAUUAAUCAUUUUGCCACUAACAGUCAGCAUCCAUUUGAUAUAGAUGACAACUUUAAAACUAAUACUAGCCCGGAAAUUGAGAUCAACAGAAUUGAACCGAACCAAGUUGAGGGCAACUUUGAUAUUUCUACCAUUAACAAAAUAAAAUCUUAUACUAAUGUUAAUGGACUUGAAGAAUACAAAUCACGUCUCGCCUCAACGUCAGGUGAUAUAUUUGCAUCUAGCUCAGUAAAAAUUACCGCCAAAUCAACAGAGGCAGUUAAUACUGAAAAAUGGACUGAGCCACAUUCUAGUGAUUACCAUGCCGCAAAUGUUGAUAUAAAUUCAACAUCCCAUUAUUCCCAAUCCUUUCUAGAAUUCUCGAAUCCUUCUAAAACACCUAAUGACUUCGAAUUAAGGAAAGAUAAUUUGCCCGAAUACCAGACAGCGGAAGCCUAUGGAUCAUUUGGGGUUAGUUCCUUAGAUGGACCAACUCCUAGUAGGCAUAUUUACCAUUCCGACCUAUCUUUCUUGGAUAGGCGUAAAUCUAUCGAAAAUUAUCUGGGAAAACCUGAAAAUAUUCCCGGGAGUGAACUCCCAGGUGCUAGAGAUGAUGAAGACGUGUCCAAUAUUUUUCACAGAUAUAAUGAUUACCUGGGCUUUGCGGAACAUGCACCUAAAACGACAGAGGAUGAUCUGGAUAAAGUAACCCAAGGAUACACUAAGCUUCUUAAUAUCCAAGGAGAUCAUUCAACGUUCGACACACAUCUUCCUAUGGCAAGAACAUCAAAAGUUAUCGGGAAAGAAGAAGAAAAAAUGGAAACUAACAAAGUUAUGGAAGAGGUCAAAGAAUUUUUAGCUACGUCGCCUUAUUUGUAUUAUCCUGGUAAGAAAUUAAUUGAAGGAGCUCGUGAGAAUAUAGACCCGGAAUCUUUUAUGUUCAUGAAAAAACUAUCGCGGUCGGCCAUAAAAUCACCCACUCAAUCAUCCUCUGAAAUUUUCAAAAAAUUUCAACCAAAGUCAAUGGACAACGAAGAUUACGAAGCGGCAGAAUAUUUUCCCGAUUUUGAUUUGGAUCCGGAUGAAUACGAUGGAGACCAAUUGAGAGAAAUUCAAGCUCUUUCUAAAUCGCGAGCCAAUCAACCACCCUACCCAGAGGUUACGACCAUGAAAAAAGAAUUUUUUGAGAUUCAAAAAUGUCAUUGUAAAGGUUUUAAUCAGGAGGACACGGGUGUCUACUAUCAAUGCAGAUAUGACCCUACCAAAUCCAAGAGAUCGCUAAUGGCAAUGGACUGCCAUUUGUCCGAGCUACCUGGAGACAUCUUAUUUCCUCCUAACGAUUGUUCAAAGAGAAAAAUAUAAAAAAAAAAUUAAUUAAAAUGCCCUUUUUUUUUACCCUUGAACCUAACCUAAUUAUUACGA
Gordionus sp. m RMFG-2023 is the source of this 3475-nucleotide messenger RNA. RefSeq lists its product as uncharacterized. The transcript has 4 exons. Lineage: Eukaryota; Metazoa; Nematomorpha; Gordioida; Chordodea; Parachordodidae. The coding region runs from base 62 to 3415 and encodes 1117 amino acids. The record is from RefSeq and is a predicted model, not a curated record.